AAUAAUUAUUAACAUAUUAAUAUUAUAAAUAGUGAAAAAAAAUUAAAAAUGUCAAACGAUUAGUUAUUUUGUUUUAAAAAAGACUGCUUCUGGAGUAAGAGUAAAGUAGAUGAGAGACUUAAUUAUAUAAAGGCAUAAAGAGAAUUAGGAAUUAUUGUUGUAGAUGAAAAACCUUUGUGUUUAUUUUACAAAUCUAAAACCAAAUUAUAAAGAGAUUAAAAAAUUAAAUGCAGUGAAGAAACUCUUUGCUAAGUUCAUUAUUUUUAAAAGAAAAUAAGUGGAGAAUAAUGCAAAGAGUGCUAAAAAGAGCAUGAUUAUGAUAAAUUUUAACCUGAGAUGGUAAAAACAUACUUAGAUAAAAAAAGAGAGAUAUAAAGUUUGGAUAAUAAAAAUGAGCGUUCCUAUGAUUAUUUGAGUUCAUAUUUGAGAUACGAACUCUAAGAUAGCUAGUAACAUAAAAUUUUGUAAUAAAUAAUUUAAAAUGAGAAGAAUAAAACAAUAGAUAAUAAAAAGAAAGUAAUCGAAAAUAAGACUAAUUAAGAUGCAUUCACAUUAAAUAAAUGCUAUGCAGAUAAUCUUCCUAAUGUUCAGAUUGUGUCUUAAGAUGAUAAAAAAGAUUAAUCUUAUGCUUAAGUGAGCGGCUUUGAUAAUAAAAUGAGUUAUGACAAAGGAAUAAUACAAUUACUUAAAAGAUACUCAAAUAAUAAGUGA
Tetrahymena thermophila SB210 is the source of this 711-nucleotide messenger RNA. RefSeq lists its product as hypothetical. Lineage: Eukaryota; Ciliophora; Oligohymenophorea; Hymenostomatida; Tetrahymenidae. The transcript has a single exon. The record is from RefSeq and is a predicted model, not a curated record.